This is a messenger RNA of Nerophis ophidion (straightnose pipefish), 1711 nucleotides long. It is a transcript of the gene zpd, whose product is annotated as zona pellucida glycoprotein d. NCBI's taxonomy places the organism in Eukaryota, Metazoa, Chordata, Actinopteri, Syngnathiformes, Syngnathidae. The record is from RefSeq and is a predicted model, not a curated record. The transcript has 10 exons. Bases 152 to 1366 code for a protein of 404 amino acids. Gene Ontology annotation, biological process: neutrophil migration. Gene Ontology annotation, cellular component: apical plasma membrane; cell surface.
UGGAUCCAGUUUGCCCGCCAUCGCCGACCGCAGGUGUUUUUAAUUGUCGUAAUACAAACGCCCUCUAAGGAACCAGUCGGCCUGUUUCACCGAGACAAGAGCUUUAAAACUACGCAAUAUAUAUUUUUAGGAGGGAAAAGGUAACCCAGAAAUGACUUUAAACGACAAUAAGCUGAGUGUCUUCCUCCUGCUCCUGCUUGGCUUCGCACACCGCCAAGUUACAGGAGUCUGCGAUGUAGACUUUUGUACCGAUCCGGAGAAAUGUAUCCUCUCUGAAGACAGGAACAGCUGCAAGUGUGUGGAAGGAUUUUAUGAUAACCACUGUAACAAAGAUGCACACCUCAAAGUCCUUUGCACCAAAGACUACAUGGGACUGAGCGCAACAGAAGCGUUCUUCUUGUAUUACAAUGCGCCUGUCGAGGCUCUGCACCUGCCCAACAGAGAGUGCAAAGCACACAGGGAAGUUAUCGGCAACAUUCCGUACUUUGUGGUCAAGGUAUCCAAAGAUCAAUAUAUGGACUGCGGCGGAAAGCCGCUUGAGAAAAACUUCACUCAUGUCAUAUAUACCCUGAGUCUUCAAACAGAGCCUCGGGCCGCAGGAAAUAUCAUCCGGGAUCCAGUCAUUAAGCUGGAGUUCAUCUGUAUCUUUCCAUUAGUCAGAACAGUCAGCUUGCCUUUCCCAGUCAACCCCAUUAUUAGUGAGGCGAUGGUGCGUGUGGAUGAGCUGGAGGCAAUCAUACAGAUGAGUCUGUACACCGAUCAGAGCUACACUCAAGCCUUCACCAGUGCACCCACCAUUGAGCUGGGAGAUAAGGUGUUUGUGGAGGUGACCGUGACAGAGCCUGCGGACUUCUUUCUUCUUCGCAUCAACGACUGUUGGGCCACACAGAGUCACCAAGCCAAUGAUUCUGAGGGAUUGGACCACAGCCUGCUUUUGAAUGGGUGCGUGAAUGACAAUACUGUGUCCUUCCACAAUCUGAGCGAUGAACAUUCCCAACACUCCGACACAAACGGGCAGAGCUCCACCCUUCACUACAGCUUUGAAAUGUUUCGAUUCACGACCGAGCCCCACGAAUUCUACCUGCACUGCACUGUGCAGCUCUGUGACCCGGAUGACAGGAAGUCCUGCACCCCUAACUGUAAAUCCAUCGCUAAGAGGGAAGCCGUGCGAGCAGACCCUCCCCAGGCGCUUAUAUCAUACGGGCCCAUCAAAACUCAAAUACCAGGCAAACCUCUAUCCAGUGUCUUGACGACAGUUGUACUGCCUGUAGCAGGUGUCUGGACCGUGGGCUUCCUCCUUACCCUCUUCAUUGCUGUGGCAAGAGCUGGCAGUAGGAGGCAUGCUGUACAAAUUGAGCAGCCCUGAAGAGCUCAAUAAAAAAAAAAAAAAGUCAACAGUGCUAUUAUCCCUGCUAUGUUAUUGUCAGAACAAGCAGGGCUAAAAUGUCAAACACUGUAGGAUGACAAUUGUCUAAAAUAGUUUUUUAAUCAUAUGACGUUCAUUUAAGGUAGUAAGAAGGGAAGCAGAUAACCAUUGACUUCAACUUCUGAUUGUUGGUCUCAUUGAAGCCUGAAAUUUGUUAGUUUUUGGAUAUCCAACAGACCGUUUUUGUCUUUGUAAAUACACUUGGGUGCAUUAUUUGAGACAACUUUCAAGUUGCUUUCUCAAGGAUGUUUUUACAAAUGCAAUAAAAAAAAUUUGAGGGUCAAA